GAGUGGUGGGCGCAGCUCCAGCUACAAGUAAAAAUGAUCAUGGAAAAACACAAGGUUCUGGUUUGGGCAAAAUCUCCAAUUGCUGCGAUGUAAUGCUCUCUCCUUAACCAAUGACUCAAGCAGCGAUGCCCACUGUAAUGGAGCUUCCUCUAUUCACGACCUUUCAAUCUGUUUCUCGUGUAUCUCUGUGUCCUUUCUCUUCAAAUUGCGCCUUCUAUGGCCGCUUUAUUUGCCGCGUGAAGUUGAGUAAGAGAUUGGGUUCUAGUAACUCUAAGCGCUCUCUUCGAAUAUCCAUGAGUUCUGUAGAGAAGGAUGGAGAUUAUAAUGGUGUGAGUUUCUUGGGGAAUUCUCAGUUCGUUGAAGUGAUUGGCAUUGGUAGCAGGAUGGAUGCUGUUCUCGAUUUCUGCUUGGAUUCGCCUUUCCAGUUAUCGUCGUUGCUGAGAUUCUGGAAUAUUAAAGUCAAAGAUCCUCUGAAUGUGCAAUUACAAGAAAGAAUUCCUGGAAAAGAUCUUAAUCCGAGGGUUUUGGAAGCUUCCCAGUUUCUGCGAUCUUGUUCAACAGCUAUUAUCCUUGUGGCUAGUGCUGGAUAUGGCUUGGAUCAUGUUACAGCAAUCGAUUUACUUAAAACAGUAAGAUGUAGAAAUGGAUUUGCAGUUUCUAUUUUCCUGAGGCCUUUCAGCUUUGAAGGACAAAGGCGCCAGGAUGAGGUGAAAAAUUUGGCAGGAAAGCUUCAAGAUCAUACAAAUUUUUGCAUUGAUAUUGACACUGACACAUUACUAAACAAGGAUUUGGUCACUCUAGAUGAGGCUUUGAAGUCUGCAAAUAGUGCUGUUCUGUUGGCCAUAAAUGCCAUCUCGGUUCUCAUCUCAGAGACACACCAGAAGUUAAUUGGUAUACUACAUAAUAGCGUGAAAGAACUCAAAGUUUCAGAGGUUAUGAAAAUUCUGGAAAGCCACAAAGAAGCAAAAAUUGGAUUUGGAGCUGGUAACAGCAUUGAAAGUUCAAUUAUACAAGCUUUAUAUGACUGUCCUUUCAUGGGUGCUGGUAUUGAGAACUUAAAUGGCAUCAUUAUUUGCAUCGUUGCAAGUUCAGGUUUCAUUGAAAAUGAAGAUGUACAUACCUCUUUGCUUACUUUUCGUCAAACUGCAGCAUACAUGGGGAAAAUCAUUAUUUCUACAACUCAUGAACCUAAUCUGGAUCAUGACAUGAUAGUAACUACAGUUGUUGCUGUGGGCUGCAGUGAAGAGCAGACUCCACAGAGAGGUAGCUUGUUAUCCAGACUGGCCUGGCAUUUCCCUUUUGUUUUUAAACUUUUAGGGAGACACGGUCAACAACCUGAUGAUAUUGAAGGAAUCAAUGGUAUUGAUGAACACUCUGAGGAACAUGAGAUGCUACCAAACAGCAAAUGCAAUGACAUCUACAGUUCAAGGAGUUAUGGUAGUGAAGCUAAAGAAAACGAGAUUGGUUUAUUAGAUGGCAGGAGCAACUCUUCUGAUUUUUAUGACCAACUUGCUGAAGAAACUCCUGCCCUCCACAGGGAGCCACCUGUUAGUUGGAACUUGGGACCAGGAUAUCAGAUUGCACAAGAGUGGGCCAGAGAAAGGACUGGAGCUACUUCUGUGCUUGAUACCCUGAGCAUCUUCCGCCUUCCAGUUGGUGUAAGGCAUCCAGAAGAAUCUAAAGAGGGUCUGAAUAUCUCAUAUGCUGCAGAACUCCCAGAGCUAAAAACUGAGGGUGAUGACAAAGAACAAAAGCAUGUUAAUUCCGGAAUCUCUUCUUGGGGGGCAUUGACUGAUGCUGGUUUUGUUUUAGUAAGAGAUUUUUAUAAUAAUGCAUCUACAAUGUUAAAGGGUAGAAAUGCUGAUGUACCAAAAAAACAAGGAGUUCUUUCUGUUCGUGCUGCAUCUAUGCUGGAAGCUGAGCGAGAUUCCCCAAAAAAGUGGAGUCCUGUUAUGGAGAUGCAGUACAGAGGGGGGGUGUAUAGAGGGCGAUGCCAAGGAGGUCUUCCUGAAGGGAAGGGCCGUCUUAUCCUUGGAGGUGGAAGCAUAUAUGAUGGUAUGUGGCGUUAUGGCAAGAGAUCAGGUUUAGGUGCAUUCUACUUUAGCAACGGAGAUGUGUUUCAGGGGUCAUGGAGGGAUGAUGUGAUGCAUGGCAAGGGUUGGUUUUAUUUCCACACUGGAGACCGAUGGUUUGCAAACUUUUGGAAGGGAAAGGCCAAUGGUGAAAGCCGUUUCUAUUCAAAGUCUGGUGAAGUCUUUUUUGGUCAAUUCCAAGAUGGAUGGCGACAUGGCCACUUUCUUUGCAUUGAUGUUGAUGGAGCAAGGUGUGUGGAGACAUGGGAUGAAGGUGUUCUCGUGAGCCGGAAGCACCUGAACUAUGAUAGUGAUGCUGGUUAGAAAUUUUUGUUUUUUUUUUUUUUAAAAAAUUAUAAUAUUUUUCAGUUGCCUGUAUAUCCCCUAUGUAUUUCACUUGUAUGCCGUAAGAAGUUUGAACAAGAACGUUCAGGACCUUUGUGCUGUGCAUUGUACUUUCCGGUAACCCCUCAUUUUUAUUGACCUUCAUACUCAUUAA
Molecule: messenger RNA, 2571 nt
Organism: Hevea brasiliensis (rubber tree)
Lineage: Eukaryota; Viridiplantae; Streptophyta; Magnoliopsida; Malpighiales; Euphorbiaceae
Product: protein ACCUMULATION AND REPLICATION OF CHLOROPLASTS 3, chloroplastic
Exons: 16
Coding region: 111-2396 (761 amino acids)
Biological process (GO): chloroplast fission
Cellular component (GO): cytosol; extrinsic component of plastid membrane; chloroplast outer membrane
Source: RefSeq, a predicted model, not a curated record